This is a messenger RNA of Neurospora crassa OR74A, 2449 nucleotides long. RefSeq names its product DNA repair protein Nse1. Gene Ontology annotation, biological process: DNA damage tolerance; double-strand break repair via homologous recombination. Gene Ontology annotation, molecular function: ubiquitin-protein transferase activity. NCBI's taxonomy places the organism in Eukaryota, Fungi, Ascomycota, Sordariomycetes, Sordariales, Sordariaceae. Bases 166 to 1194 code for a protein of 342 amino acids. The transcript has a single exon. The record is from RefSeq and is a predicted model, not a curated record. Gene Ontology annotation, cellular component: nucleus; Smc5-Smc6 complex.
CAUCUUUCUGGACGCGAUCGGGACACCACGCGUCGGUUGGGAUACCUAUUCUCAUUGUCAGCGGCAGUUCGAAUUGAUUCGGGUUCAAGGUUUAUUUAUCGAUAUCCGUGCACACGUCACUCCAUCACCACAUCCAUCCAUCCAUCCAUCCAUCCAUCCAGCACCAUGGAGGAAGAAUGGGAACCACCAGUGCCGGCCGGGUAUAACGACGCCAACCGUGCCUUCAUCCAAGCCUUCAUGGCACGAGGCACCCUGACCUUUCCCGAAGGACAGAAGCUCGUUGCCGCGAUUCUCUCAGCCACCGAGGGCGAGACCGUGGACCCGCAGUCCAUCACCCAGGACACAUUCGCCGGCUUUGUUCGCACCGCCCGCGAGGCUGUGGAGCCUCUUGACUACGACAUCCGCAGCUCUCGGGACCAGCUUCGAAAUGGAGAGCGCAUCUGGGCCUUCAUCAACGCCCACAGCGACCCUGCCACCCAGAUGGCCACCACCCGCUCUCCCGAGGAGGUAGCCUACAUUAAGCGCUUGAUGGACCUCCUGUUCGACGAGUACAACACCGUACGAAUGGAGGUGAUGGCCGUCGACGAGGGACAAGCCCUCAAAGCCUCUCGUCCCAGCAAGCGGCGAGAGAGUCAGCAUGUAAACGGCGAAGACGAGGAAGGCCAACCAUCCACCACCGCAUCCGACCGUGGUCUCAAGCAUUCCGAGGUUCUGUCCCUCCUCUCCAGCCUCGUGGCCGAAGGCUGGCUGGAGAAGAGCCGUGCCGGGUUUUACAGCCUCAGUCCGCGCGCGCUGAUUGAGAUGUGGAGCUGGCUGGUUGCCACUUACAACGACGAUUCGCCGUCGGCUAGGGACUGGCAGCGCAUCAAGUUCUGUGAGUCGUGCAAGGAGAUUGUCACGUACGGCCAGCGCUGCUCGGAGAGGGACUGCACCGUUCGGCUGCACGACAUUUGCGAGGACCGCUACUGGCGCACGAGGAGGGGAGAGAAGAAGUGCCCCAAGUGCGAGACUGAGUGGACCGGAAACCACUUUGUCGGCGAGCGGGCUAUUACCUCACGCCAGGCUUACCAGAGGGGCAGAGGCGGCCGGGCUAAUGGCAACGGCAGUGGCAGACGGAGCGAUUUGGAAGAGGCAGUCGCCGCUCAGCAAGAGGCUGCUGCUGAUGAUGACGAUGAGGACAUGGCGGAGGCUUGAAAAUGUCCUGUUGCAUGGUUUACUCAGCAGUGGCCCAGCGGUGUUGCCAUAACACUAGUCUUUCUUUUUUUCUACAAAACACCCGACGUCAAUCCAGCACAGACAAACGUUCGUCAACUGGCGACAAAUAGUUGGGUUUGUAUUACGAAAUACCCAGGAUAUCUGAGAUGGAGUAUCACGACACUCCAGGGGCACAGCGCCCCAGCUUCGCGAAACACAUAAAAGUUUUGAACAUGUACAAGUCUUCUUUGGAAGACGGAAGACGCUUUGAUUUUUGUUAGACUACACACAUACAGCGCCAUCACUCACCUUACCCUUUUAGCGCCAAAAGGCCGGCGAUCAUGUUACCCCUGACUGUGCUCGGCCCAGCCAGCCACCCGCCCCUCCGUCUCGCAAUCUCCGCCGAUCAACCCUUGGCCCCGUACACUAACACUACUGUCGGUCAAAUUUACUUGAUAAAGCGACUAGCCCGGACUUGAGUCAGGACAGCAUCAUACCUGGACAGUCAGGUCCAAACUACUGCGAUAUACAGGGGCGCAAGACAAGCAAGCCGAAAGCGCUAUAAAGCAGAAUAGACCAACAAACAAACGAAGAAAAAUAAAAUAGUUGAAGCUGGUACUCCGCCUUGGAGAGUUACAGUUAACCUCAUGUGUGGGGAGGGACAGCCUGCCAGCUACUCGCCGCGAGGCUAUUUGAGAUCGAGAUCGCGUGGCCAGCGGCUAUGAUGGAAGGAGAACGUUCGCCGAACUUUGAUAUUUCUUCUUUGUUGUUCUGCUUUCUGGUGAGGAGAGAACAGCAUGGCAAGCACACGUUAAAUUCAAAUCGCUAAGCGAAGAUCCCUCCUGGAUUAUGGACAUGAUGUAUACACGAUAAUGAAGGUUAUGCAGAAAGAGAGAGGGAGAGAAAGAGCCGAAACAGUCAAACCCCCCAAUGCUGCCUCCAAGAACAAUCAGUAUGUCUUCUUGCUACUCCUCCAUUGCUGGUCUGCCCAAGUGUCUCGUGCGUGGUGAACACACCAUCAUCCUCGAGUGCCUUUCCUGGUGUGUGAAGGAGGCGGAGAUAGUCGGCCUGCCUGCCUUUAUGAAGUACUUGCGUUGACAACUUGACGGUUCUAGCGUGGGGGCCAAUGAGCAGCUUGCGUUGUGGGAUGAAGGAUGUGGUGUGUAUACCUACUAUUACAUUCUCUGGUAAAGAGAAUCACACUUGCGGAGGUUUCCUUGCGGUUGAAGAAGUGAGGGAAGGACCGCUGGGCCCG